Molecule: messenger RNA, 588 nt
Organism: Cladocopium goreaui
Lineage: Eukaryota; Dinophyceae; Suessiales; Symbiodiniaceae
Source: the annotation of a GenBank genome assembly
AUGUACCAGUCCAUGGAUGGAAGUGGCAAUGCUAUUGCUUACAAGUUUUUGGGCAAAAACAUCGGCCCGAAAUGCCUGGCCACCCUGCUUGGUGUAGGGACUGCACGCCUGCGAAAAACCACAGCUUCAACGCCGGACUUGCGCCACGGCAAGGUCAAAACUGGAUCCAGACAGGAGACAUACUCGGUAGAUUCAUUUCUGACAACCAUGUAUGAUCAGGUAGCCGAGACUCUCCCGGACAGGGCAGAUGACCCUGACAUGGAUAUUGAUGUUGCCAGCGAUGUUUCUGACACUGAACUGGCUUCAUGGUUGACCAAGCCAGGAUCUAGCUCAGCCAUGCAAUUUUUGCACGGGGCUGACAAAGGCAAAAUCACAAAGUAUCUACCACCUGGAAACACCACAGAGCUUUACCACCACUAUGCUGCAACACGCCAACUCAUUGGAAGCAAGUUGGCCCGCUGCCCACACAUGCUGAGGUACAGCACCUUUCGCCAUGUGUAUCAGCAGCGCUGGUCUGAUGUGCUGAAGUUCCGCUCGCGGUCCAUGCAUCUUGGCCAGGGCCUGCUUUUGGGCAACAGGUUUUCAUGA